Planococcus citri (citrus mealybug) is the source of this 2833-nucleotide messenger RNA. RefSeq lists its product as uncharacterized. NCBI's taxonomy places the organism in Eukaryota, Metazoa, Arthropoda, Insecta, Hemiptera, Pseudococcidae. The transcript is spliced from 2 exons. The record is from RefSeq and is a predicted model, not a curated record. The coding region runs from base 399 to 2234 and encodes 611 amino acids.
AACCUUUCUUUCUUUCCAUUCGUCGAAUCGGCACAGUAUGGCGCCUGAAGUCGUAAAACGAUGGCAUAGCUGAUUUCAAGGAUCCUCUUUGCACACGCCGCGCCGGCAGCCUUGAGUUCCUUGUUUGUUUUUUGUGGCUAUUGUUGCGUUGUUGGUUCAUUCAAUGGUUGGUUACGAAGAAUGCGACUGUCGAAUGUGACAAUUUGAGUGUUCUGUGUAAAUUUUUGCUUGUUUUUUGUGCGUUCUUCGCGAUCAAUUUUGUCGUAUUGCGCAAACACUGCAAGAGAACUACGUAGAUUAUUGAAUUUCAUUAGUUCGACCAGUGACCUGUGAUUAUUAUAGUGAUCAGAAUUGAUUAUUGAAAAUACUGACCGUGGAAGUGAUCAUUCAAACUGAAGAUGGCAAACACAAGUGCUCGAAAUGAUUUUCACGAGGAAGAGAAAUCCAGGCAAGAAAACGAGAAGUUCGGUUUAUUCGUAUUGGAAGACUUGCUCAAAAAGAACCUCGUGACAGAUAUUGGUAAUAUCAUCUACACAGCCGGUGAAGACCUUCUUUCCAGUAGACAAAAUAUGUCUGUGACGGAUAUCUCAGAACCAUUUUGUGAUAAUAUCAUCUUAGCUAAAAUUUACAACGAUUAUAGCUGCGAGAAACAGAAACCCCGUAAAAUGCCGUACACCGUGAAGAAAAACAUAACGUCGUUUUCCAUCAACUAUUUAAAACGUAAAUUCAACCAGUUCCUUGGUACGAGUACAUCGUCGCAACCAACAUACUCCGUUCGAACAGAUGGUUUGGCGUAUUCUUUGUGGAAUAUGAAUAAUGGAAGAGCAAAUGGGAUCAAAGAAAUUAUUCGAGAAAAAAAUUUGACCUAUAUUAUUGAACAGAAAUUCCAUGAUCCGGUUUACAUGAUUUUCAAAAUUGAUCUUGCCGAUGAAAAUUUUACAACUCUCUUGGAUCAAUUACCAAUGAUUCUGCAAGAACUCCAAAGAAACCAUUAUUUCCUCUUGGAUUUGGAUAUUACUCAAGAUUUGACCGGCAUUUUCAACAAGAAAGAAAUGUGCAAUUUCUUGAAAAGAAACAAAGAAUUUCGAGAAAAUUUCAACGAGAUCGUAGAUAACGACACCAGUGUAGGAAUCGAUUGCUUGACUUGGGUAAAUUCGAAUACCCGGGUUAAAAUUUAUAAUAAAUUCAUUUGUCAAAUGACAAGCCCCGGAGUUCGUCAAAGAAUUGGAAACCACAUCGUAGAUUUUAUCGAUGGUCGGAAUAAACGGCUAAGAGAAACCUUUCAGUCGUAUUUAGCUAGACUCCAUGGAGUCCUUCGAUUAGAGGCGACCAUUUAUAAUUAUAACUAUUCGUGUUCAGGAUCUGAUAAAUCGUACGACCCGGUAAAACAUUGUCGAAAUUUACUGGCGAAUUGCACAAAAUACUUGAAAUCCGCUCCUAUUUACUCUGUACCAAUUCAAACGAUGUGGAGAAAACUGACCGAUGAAUUGCGCAACAGUUGCUGUCUCAUAAAUGAUAAUAUCCUACAAUACGUGUAUUGGGCGAAUGGCGUUACUGGAAAAUUCACAGGAAUUGUUAUCGAACUACCUACUAAUGACCCGAAUGAACGAGAAAGACUCAUCAAUUAUGCUAUAUCUCAAUUCAGCUUUAAUAAUUUACCAGUCAAUAAAGUGGAAAUUGUCAACGGUCUCAAUGGCAAGAGCGUACUCCUGGAAUGUUACACAAAACAAGGAGCGACGUAUUUUUCUAGUUCCUACACGUUUGGCUCGAGUAUUCCGAUCGAUCUAAAUAUUACCGAAACCGGAUUAAUUCCAACCGACAACGUGAUUCCUCAAGUUUUGAGACACUCCAAAUCACCCAUCUUGUGCCGGAUUACAAAAACGGAUCCCGAAUCGGACUUCAAUCGCUACGAACCAAGUUCAAAGAAACGAAAACUCGACUCGGAAAAUGGAUCACAAGGAAGAGAAGCCGAAAGUUUGUUACGUCGUUUUAGACAAACUGAAUGGAUACUACCCAAUGAAACCGAAUUCGCAGAAUUCAGAACGAACGGUAUGGAUUAUUACAAUGGAUAUCCGUUUCCAGAAAUUGAAGAAUUGCGCUUUUACACUGAUGAAAGUCAAUAUUGGAAUGACGCUGAUUCGCUAUUUGGCAUCCACACUGCCAAUUUAACCUUCCAGUGUGAUGACCUGGACGACGACGAAAUGGAAGAUUUUGAAAGCGAUUCCGACUAUUAAAAAUUCUUCACGAUUCCUUGAGCUAUUACUUAGGUAGUUUGUAGAUACCAUGAUUUUUUUUGUUUGUUUAAUUUUCUAAGCUGUGAAAAUUGUUUUAAGUUUUCAACAAAUAUUUUAUACCUAGUAAUACGUAGAUAGCUAAGUUCCAAAGAAAGCUUAAAAUGCCUAUUAUUAAGAUUACAAGAAAUAACUUUCAAAUAUUUGAAAUGUAAUAAUUCCCUCAACUCUAAAAAAACGAUAAUUUUUGCCGAAAAUUUUCUUUACGUAAGGUACCUAGCAAUUAUUACCUGCUAAUUUUAUACUUAUUGUCUAUUGAAAAACAUUAAAAUGAUAUAAAAAUUGUGUAGGUAAAUUUAAGAUUGUUUGAAAAUCAGAAAAUUAUCUUCACAAACAAUAUUAUUUCUUGUCUAAUUCAAUUUUUUUCCAUAGAAUUUCUACUAAUUGUUUAUUUGUGGUUUUUAUUGUUCUUUUUUUCAUUACAGUUAUCAAUUUUAUGAAUUAUGAUAUUUAGUAUUUCGAUCGUUUUAACUACAAGAGUUCUUAUUUUAACCGAUUUUUGUGAAUAUUAUCGCUAAUAAAAUUGUUUUCAAUUUUCGUGA